Messenger RNA from Sorghum bicolor (sorghum), 2404 nucleotides. RefSeq names its product xylulose kinase. Gene Ontology annotation, molecular function: D-xylulokinase activity. Gene Ontology annotation, cellular component: cytosol. Gene Ontology annotation, biological process: xylulose metabolic process; D-xylose metabolic process. The record is from RefSeq and is a predicted model, not a curated record. The coding region runs from base 435 to 2123 and encodes 562 amino acids. The transcript has 11 exons. Lineage: Eukaryota; Viridiplantae; Streptophyta; Magnoliopsida; Poales; Poaceae.
GAGAGAGAGAGAAGAGAGAGAGAGAGAGAGAGAGAGAGAGAGAGAGAGAGGGAGAGAACAGUACGGAAGAUAAGAUAUGGGAACAGCAAUCGGUAGGAAGUAGGAUUGACUCCCCUCCAACUGUCUUCACAUACAAAGCGCAACCGAUAAUGAUCCUCGUCUAGCACUCCAGUACCAGCAAUCGGUAACAAACAUCCUUAUCCGACGGAAGCCAACAACGGAUUUGACGGUCCCCAGUCCACUCCUCGUCUUUGCCGAUCGCCGCUCGCUUUCCAUAUAUCUCUCCCAGCUCCGUUUGAUCCGUAGCGCACUCGUCCGUCGUCGUCGCUCCCACUCCGCGUCGCCCCACUCUCCCUCUCCUCGUCGAACUCGCCUGGCUCCUAGUCCCGUCCCACUUGGAGCGAAUUUUGCCCGGGGUGAGAGAGGCGGCGGCCAUGUCGGGGCGAGGCUCUCUGCCGGAGGGCUCGCUCUUUCUUGGAUUGGACAGCUCCACUCAAUCGCUGAAAGCUACGGUGCUCAACAAUGAGUUAACAAUAGUAGCUUCUGAAAUUGUUAAUUUUGACUCUGAAUUGCCGCACUACAAAACUGAAGGUGGGGUGUACAGAGACCCCGCAGAUGAUGGCCACAUUUUUUCACCAACCAUUAUGUGGGUGGAAGCUCUGGAGCUGCUGCUUGAGAAGCUAAAACCAAAGAUCAACUUCGGUAAGGUAGUGGCUGUCUCAGGGAGUGGGCAGCAACAUGGCAGCGUUUAUUGGAAGAAGGGCAGCCAUGCUGUGUUGUCCUCCUUGGAUGCUAGUAAGAGCCUGUUAUCGCAGCUCAAGGAUGCAUUUUCUACGAUGAACUCACCGAUAUGGAUGGAUAGUAGCACAACUAAGCAAUGCAGAGAAAUAGAGAAUGCAGUUGGAGGUGCACUGGAGUUAGCAAAACUGACAGGAUCUCGUGCCUAUGAAAGAUUCACUGGUCCUCAGAUAAGGAAGAUCUAUCAGACAGAACCUGAUGUUUAUGAAGAUACUGAGAGAAUAUCUUUGGUGAGCUCGUUCAUGGCAUCUAUCCUUGUUGGAAGCUAUGCAAGUAUUGAUGAAACUGAUGGUGCGGGGAUGAACUUGAUGGAUAUAAACCAAAGGAUCUGGUCAAAAUCUGUUCUAGAGGCAACUGCUCCUGGACUUGAAGCAAAGCUUGGAAAUCUAGCACCAGCGUAUUCAGCUGCUGGCCGAAUCGCUCCUUAUUUUGUAGAAAGGUUUCAGUUUGAUAAGAACUGUUUGGUCAUUCAGUGGUCUGGAGACAAUCCUAAUAGCCUUGCAGGUUUAACUUUGAAUACUCCUGGUGAUCUUGCCAUUAGCCUUGGUACUAGCGAUACAGUAUUCGGGAUAACUGCAGAAGCUAAACCAAGCAUUGAAGGGCAUGUUUUCCCCAAUCCUGUUGAACCCGAUGGUUAUAUGGUGAUGCUAUGCUACAAAAAUGGCUCUUUGACCAGAGAAGAUGUGCGAAAUCGGUGUGCAGACAAAUCAUGGGAUGUUUUUAACAAUUAUCUGGAGAAAACACCCCCUCUAAAUGGUGGAAAGUUAGGAUUCUACUACAAAGACCAUGAAAUCCUUCCACCACUUCCAGUGGGUUUCCAUCGGUACGCUGUCGAAAACCUCAAUGACGUUACAUCAGACACUCUGUUGGAGCGUGAAGUGGAAGAAUUUGACCCACCGUCUGAGGUUCGUGCCAUCAUUGAGGGUCAAAUGCUGUCAAUGCGAGGCCACGCCGAGAGGUUUGGCAUGCCGAACCCUCCCAAGCGGAUCAUAGCAACCGGUGGGGCAUCCUCCAACGAAAGCAUCCUCAAGUCAAUCGCCCAGAUCUUCGGCUGCCCUGUCUUUACAGUCCAGAGACCUGAUUCGGCUUCGCUGGGGGCGGCGCUGAGAGCUGCCCACGGGUGGCUGUGCAACGCCCAAGGCAGCUUCGUCCCCAUCUCAUGCCUGUACCAGGGCAACCUGGAGAAAACCUCUCUUGGCUCGAAGCUGGCGGUGCCGGCCGGCGACAAGGAGGAGGACCGGGAGCUCCUCCAGAAGUACACCCUCCUGAUGAGGAAGAGGAUGGAGAUCGAGAGACGCCUGGUGGAGAAGAUCGGGCGAUCAUAGGAAAAUCACGAAUUUAGCACUUUUGAAGCUGCCAGGACCGAAUAAUUUGUGAAUAACUGUUGAUUAUCAUCCUUUAUACGCAAGCUCUCUUAGGUGAGAGUCAGUAUUGGUUCUGAUUUUAUAAGCCUGGCUCUGUGGCUCAGCUGAGAAAAAUUUGUGCUGGGACUCUGGACAUCGUUGUGAGACACGCACAAAACCUUUGAAAGAGACAGCACUUCGCAAGGGUAAACGAAUCUUAAAAAUCUUUGUUAUGACAUUGGCACAUUGUGAGUUUGUCGAAA